Molecule: messenger RNA, 540 nt
Organism: Pipistrellus nathusii (Nathusius's pipistrelle)
Lineage: Eukaryota; Metazoa; Chordata; Mammalia; Chiroptera; Vespertilionidae
Source: the annotation of a GenBank genome assembly
AUGAAGGAAUUAUCUUUGGUCAUUCAAGGAACAGAAAAAGAAUCUUUGUGGCUGCACCUUGCCAAGAUAAAGGAGGGGAAGGUGAUAGAUGAAGUUGAAGAGAUGGGAAUGAAGCGAUGUUAUGAAAAUUCCAGGAAUGAAUUCAUCUUGGGGAUAUCGGUAAAUGUAAACUCAACAGUUAAAAGAAGCAAAAUGCUCUGGUUUCAAGGAAAUAGCAUGCAAUUUGCCAACUACUCCUUUAGACUCUUCCUGAGAAAUCUCUCUGCCUCCAGGACUGUUUUACCUGUGUUGACCUUAUUCACAAAGGAUCCAUGUCCUCUUUGUGAUGAAGCUAAGGAAGUACUGGAGCCUUAUAAAAACAGGUUUAUUUUACAGGAGGUGGACAUCACACUUCCAGAAAACUCUGCUUGGUAUGAGAGGUAUAAAUUUGACAUUCCCGUCUUUCAUUUGAAUGGCCAGUUUCUGAUGAUGCAUCGAGUAAACAUCUCCAAACUUGAAAAACAACUCCAGAAACUUGAGCAGCAAGGUACUGGAAGCUGA